Molecule: messenger RNA, 2594 nt
Organism: Seriola dumerili (greater amberjack)
Lineage: Eukaryota; Metazoa; Chordata; Actinopteri; Carangiformes; Carangidae
Gene: scarb1
Product: scavenger receptor class B member 1
Exons: 12
Coding region: 145-1662 (505 amino acids)
Biological process (GO): cholesterol import; plasma lipoprotein particle clearance; recognition of apoptotic cell
Cellular component (GO): cytoplasm; caveola
Molecular function (GO): scavenger receptor activity; lipid binding; low-density lipoprotein particle binding
Source: RefSeq, a predicted model, not a curated record
GAGCGUGGACUGUAAACAUUAAAACAACAACGUUAACAGCUGUGACUCCGCCGCGGUCGCUCAGAGUUAGCUAGCCCCGUUUAACCGUCACCAUCCGGACGUAAACAAGCUAAACCGGGACAUAAACACUAACAGUAACGAGCCAUGGCAGUUAAUAAAGCUAAAGUCGCGGUCGGGUUCAUGGUGGCAGGUGUCCUGACCGUGGUGUUCGGGACGGUUCUUACCUUUGUGGGACCGUUAAUCAUCGACGACCAGAUAGUGAAGAACACAGUGAUCGACCCAAAGAACAGUGUGUCCUACACCAUGUGGAAGGACAUCCCCGUGCCCUUCUACAUGUCCGUCUACUUCUUCAACGUCCUCAACCCCAAGGAGAUCCUGAAGGGAGAGAAGCCCAUGGUGGAGCAGCGAGGACCUUAUGUGUACAGGAAACGGUGUCAGAAAGACAACAUCACAUUUCAUCCCAACAACACGGUGUCAUACAAGGAAUACAGAAGAUACUACUUCGAACCGUCCAUGUCUGCGGGGAACGAGUCCGACAUCAUCACCAUCCCGAACAUGUUGGUGCUGGGUGCAGCGGUGAUGAUGGAAAACCUGCCUUUCGCCGUGCGUUUAAUGAUCAGCACCACCUUCAAGACGUUCAAGGAGGGGCCCUUCCUGACCAAGACCGUGGAGGAGCUGAUGUGGGGUUACGACAGUAAACUGGUCGAGUUCCUCAACAAAUACCUGCCCGGCACGCUGCCCUCGACGGGAAAGUUUGGCCUCUUUGCUGACUUCAACAACUCCAACACCGGUCUGUUCACCAUCUUCACCGGACAGGACGACAUCAGGAAGGUUCAUAAAGUCGAUUCCUGGAACGGCCUGACAGAGCUGAACUACUGGAGGACGCCUCAGUCUAACAUGAUCAAUGGAACAGCUGGACAGAUGUGGCCUCCCUUCAUGACUAAAGAGACCACUUUGCCUUUCUACAGCCCUGACGCCUGCAGAUCUAUGGAGCUGGUUUACCAGCGUCCUGGUGAGAUGAAGGGGAUCCCUCUGUAUCGAUACGUCGCACCCAAGACCCUGUUCGCCAACGGGACAGAGUACGCCCCCAACGAAGGUUUCUGCCCCUGCAGACAGUCCGGCAUCCUGAACGUCAGCAGCUGUCGCCACAACUCUCCGGUCUUCAUCUCUCAUCCUCACUUCUUUAAUGCUGAUCCUGUUCUCCUGGACACUGUGCUGGGCCUCAGUCCCAACGAGGAAGAGCAUGGCCUCUUCAUCGACAUUCACCCGCAAACAGGUGUCCCCCUGAACGUGUCCAUCCGUCUGCAGCUCAACCUCUACAUGAAGAGAGUGUCAGGAAUUACAGAAACGGGAAAGAUUUCGGAGGUGGUGAUGCCCAUGAUCUGGUUUGAGGAGAGCGGGUAUAUCGACGGCCCCAUCGUCAACACCUUCCACACCAACCUGGUCGUUCUACCUGCGGUGAUGGAGUACAUGCAGUACGGCUUCAUCGCGCUCGGCCUGGCAACGAUAGUCAUCGCCGCGCUGGUGCGUCACAGAGUGAAGAUUAAUAAACGUGGAGGUGGCUCCCCAUCAACCCCAAGCACUACGACCGAAGAGAGAGACCCUCUACUGCAAGAUGAAAUAAAUUCACACACACACACACACACACCACGGUUGUCGUGACGACCGACAUCAUUCCAGUAUCUUGAACUGAAGCGCUGCCACAAGCCGCUCUGCUCUGAAUACACUAAUGAGACUUGUGCAGCAGCGACGCCAUGUUGUUGUUUUUGUUUUUUUGUUUUUUGUACUUGACUGUAAAGUUGAUGAAACCCUCGGCCUCAGACGUGUUCACUGUCACUGUGUUUGUGUCGAGGCUGUCGGGUUGAGACUGUGUGUCUCUCUGAGGCAGAGCGAGUGAAGACGCUGAAAAACACUUUUUGUACAAACCACUACCAAACAAAAAAGAAGAAAAAGAAAAACUGUAUUUCCAGUUACAUGCGACAGUUCGAUCUCGUCGUCGGGAGCAACAGUCGACAGUUACCAUGGAAAUGUUUCUGCAUUAACAACAAGGGAACGAACAGGCAGAACAGCUCCGUCUCUGUCUUAACGACUGACUGACUCUGUACAGUAUUUUACCGAUGUGCCUUCAUGAAGAGGGAAACUUCUCGCCGUCUACUUCGACCUGCAGCUCCUUGGAUUUCAAGGAUCACAAAUUAGUAUGUGUUGUAGCGGAGAAACACUCCUCUGACAAUCAGCGACUCCUGUUUGUGAAACUACUGUCCUCUGUAAAGGUGUGAAUGUUGAUGUUAAUGACGCCUCCUUAUUAUGAAUAUAGAAAAAGUGAAUGAAUUAAGAGAAAGUUUGAGGUAAUUAAAUGUGCCAUUUGAGAUUCUAAUCAUCAGUGUUGUGUGACGGUGUCUCACUGUGACAGGAUCUUUGUGAAAUAUAUAUAAAAUAAGAAUGACGAGUCUGAGAAUGUGAAUUCAGUCGAGUUCUCAGAGACCUUGAGUGUCAGUGUCCAGAUUCCUCUUAGAAGCAGUGACUUUAAUUUGACAUGAUGUCUGACUGAAACUUGCUGUCGGUGACUCUGACACACAUUAAAUGAUUGAAUUUGA